Messenger RNA from Aspergillus caelatus, 441 nucleotides. RefSeq lists its product as uncharacterized. The record is from RefSeq and is a predicted model, not a curated record. The transcript has a single exon. NCBI's taxonomy places the organism in Eukaryota, Fungi, Ascomycota, Eurotiomycetes, Eurotiales, Aspergillaceae. The coding region runs from base 115 to 270 and encodes 51 amino acids.
GGACGGUUACAGCAUCAAGUGAGAUCGGAGCAAACCCCGAAUUAAACCUCCUGCGGCUGAUAGUUCCGCAGAAACAACCCCUACCAUUGCCACCGCAGUGGACCUGCCCUAGCGAUGGUACUCUGUAUCAAUCGCGCGAUAUCAGUAACGGCUGUUUUCGUGGUUGCGGCUUGUCCAAGCCUCAGCAGAUAUCCAUUGGUGGCUUCGCAUCUCAAGCUGAUUUUUAUAUCACCCAGCAGUAGGCACACACGUCAGACGGCAGCCGUGUAGCCGUCCGAGAACUGCCCCAGCAAGCAUACGGAUGCUUAUGGCGGCCAAUAACGGUAUCUGUAAGCAAGAAUGGAGUCGUGGAGCGGUACUAGAUUCGCCAGAGGUGGGUUUCAUGAGGGUGAGCUCUGACCUCGCAUCCCGUGGCAAACAGCCAACCCGCCUGUAUACAGC